Messenger RNA from Talpa occidentalis (Iberian mole), 5788 nucleotides. RefSeq names its product grancalcin (gene GCA). NCBI's taxonomy places the organism in Eukaryota, Metazoa, Chordata, Mammalia, Eulipotyphla, Talpidae. Gene Ontology annotation, molecular function: calcium ion binding. The record is from RefSeq and is a predicted model, not a curated record. The transcript has 8 exons. The coding region runs from base 195 to 857 and encodes 220 amino acids.
GACUUAGCCAAUCGGGACCGAGCAAGGCGGAGCUGGACUUCGGGGGGACGUUUUCAAGGAAGUGAUCAGCGCGGCCAGCGCGUCUUUCAGCCUCACCUGCAUCUGCACCUUUACCUUCGCCUUUCUGCUGCCUGGGCGGACGCUGGCCCUCAAGGUGACGCGCUCUCUGGGCAGAAGCGUGGCAUCGGCUAGCCAUGGCCUACUCGGGAUAUGGAGGAGGGUUUGGAAAUUUUAGCGGUCAGAUGCCAGGAAUGCAGAUGCAAAUGGGGCAGCCAGUGCUAGGAACUGGGCCAAACCUGCUCCCUGGAGGAUACCCUGGAUGCCCAGCAUAUUCGCACAAUUACUCCUCAGCGGGAGACCCCAUGUGGACAUACUUCACUUCCGUUGCUGGGCAGGAUGGUGAAGUGGAUGCUGAAGAACUUCAGAGAUGUUUGACACAGUCAGGAAUUAGUGGCACCUACUCUCCCUUCAGUCUGGAAACCUGCAGAAUUAUGAUUGCCAUGUUGGAUAGAGAUUAUACAGGAAAAAUGGGAUUUAAUGAAUUCAAAGAACUUUGGGCAGCUCUUAAUGCCUGGAAGCAACACUUCAUAACUAUUGAUCAAGACCGAAGUGGCACAGUGGAGCAUCAUGAAUUGAGCCAAGCCAUUGCUGCUAUGGGUUAUAGGUUGAGUCCUCAAACAUUAACUGCUAUUGUUCAACGUUAUAGCAAGAAUGGCAGAAUCUUCUUUGAUGAUUAUGUUGCUUGCUGUGUGAAGCUUCGAGCAUUGACAGAUUUCUUUCGGAGAAGAGACCACUUGCAACAAGGGGUUGUGAAUUUCAUAUAUGAUGAUUUUUUGCAGGGCACCAUGACCAUUUGAAUGUCAAGAUAUUGAAAACUGAAAAAAAUACUGUGAAUUUUUCCUGCUUGGACUACUUUGACUUACAACUUUGGGAACUUUUUAUGGUUCCUUCCUGUUAAUCUCUUCUGUUCUAAUCUUUCUGUUUUAAACUUUAGUGCACAGUUCAAAGCAAUAAAAAAGAUGAAUUUUUAUAUUAGUGAUGAUACUGCUGUUAGUAAUCACUUUACAAAUUUUGCAUAAUGUUAUAAAAUACUGAUACAUGAUUAACUGAUAUAAAUAUCUCAGUCUUAAUUUUUCACAAUAUAAAUCUAGAGAAAUGUACUUAUAAAAUAGAUUAUAUAAAAAGCCAAAUGGUGAAAACCUAGAUAAAACUAAUUUAGACUUACCUGAAGGUUACAAAUUGUACUUGAAACUUUGUAGUUGGUGUUUGGAGGUGAGCUGGAGAAGCCUGGACAUUGUGCCAUAUUGGUAAUAAGAUUUGUUCCUUGAUCACGUAAUUUGAGAAUAGAAACUCACUGGGUUUGCCUGUGUAGGAGAAAAUUGUAGUUCCUAAAAUUUUAUCUUAAAUCUCCUUAGGUGAACCAUAAAUUAAUGCAUAAUGAAAUAAGACUCCAAGAGGCAUCAUUUUUUUCACUUUUAUUAUUUGCAGUGUGUAUUUUUGUGCAAUAUGUUUUCUCAUCUUACGUAGUUAAGAAAGUGCUUAUAAACACAGCUUAUUUUCUCUGCAUUUUAUUUCACUAGUGAAGACAUAGAUAACCUAAAAAUGGCAUCUUUUCUAAAUCUAGAUUUUUCAGGAAAUGACACAUUUUUAGUGAAAUGUCAACAUAUAAACUUAUUCUGUUAAACUAAAUUACCAAUAAAUCCAACUGUUUACAGAGUGAAAAACUCAUUUAAUCUGCCAUUUUAAUUGUUCAGAAAUUAUAAGUUUGACUUUAACAACAUUAGCUGGUUGUGGUUUUGGCACUAGUAAGGCAGUGAGUCUUUAAGGUGAGGUGCAUCUGCAACGUGGGGUACUGAGGCUGGCAGGCACCACAACAAUUUGUGAGUGGUAUUGGUAUGAAAACUGCAAAGUAGAGUCAAUAGGUCUUAGCAUUUAAGUUCCCUGGUAAAAGCUGCUGUAAUUAAUCCAUCCCCUUUCUUGCCAAACACUAUAAACCUUUUUUAGUGACCAUUUAACAAACCAGUUUUCUUUUCUUACACCUUAACAUCUUCCAGCCUGAAGGUGACUACAAAUUUUAGUAAGGCUGAUAACCAAUGUAAACUUUUAUUAAAUCCCAUUUCUUAAACAAUAUUGUGAAAGAGAAAAAUAACAAAAUAAAACCUCUCAUGAACAUACUGAUUUGUACUUUUAAACCAACUUUUAAGUUUAAACCAACUUUCACUUUUAAAAAUUCUGGCGAGGAAGUAAUGUAUGAUCAUUUGGACACUGAUUUUAUAUAAUAAGAUGUCAAAUUCAUUUGGUCAGUUUUAUAAAAAUGUGUGAAUAAUUCAUAUAUAUUUUCCUUAUAAUCCUCUGGCUAUUUUUUUUUCAUGAACACAUAUUUGAUGUGAGUAGACUUUAAUUGAGCCAUUAUAUAUAUAAAUAAAUUCUAAUUUGUUGUUGGAAAAAGCUAAUAUAAGCACGUUGUAUGUGAUCAUCUUGAAUAAGGAUGCUACCAUGGCUCAGCAGCCUAGAUCUUAAUGUAUAGUUUAUAGUCAAUUUACUGUACUGUACUGAGGUCAAUUAUAAUUGUCCUUAUUCAGAGGCUCAUGGUUGCGUAAAACUGUAAAAAUUGCCAUAAUAUUGUUCAGAUAAAUUUCUGCUGAGUAAUAUUUUGUAUUUGAACUCAACACAUUUUUCUAACACAUCCUUUUCCAAAGAUGUUCCAUGAUUUUUGGUUAUAAGAGGUCUGCAAGGAAACGUGACCACACAUAUUUGGGGAACUCUGCCUUCUUCACAGAUUUUGAUAAGUUGAAGUUACAUAAAAUCCUGUUUAAUUUUAUUUUACCCAUUUUUUUUCCUGAACUUUUUUGCCCAGAGAAUCCCUUCUCUCACAAAGCUCAUAUUCUAGGCCAAUCCAGCUUAAUUGUCAGAAAUGUUUUGCAUCUCAGAUUAAAUAGGCAACUUGACAAAAACAUUAGGCAUAGGGAAUAUUUUACUGAGAUUUUUAUACUGAAAUGCAGUUCAUUUUUGGAUGAAAAUAACUGCUAUAAACAGACAUCCAUUACUAAAGUAAAAAUUAUGUAGUUUUAUGAUGAACAUGACCAGAGUUAUGAAUACAGUGUAGUUUGUGCUGUUUAAGUCAUGCCGCAGUUUUCUUAUGAUGAUGUAAAUUAUUGAAUAAUGUACACUCUUAAUGUCUAAGUGCUUUUAUUUAUACAGUAAACAUGUUUCCAUGUCAUUUUGAGAAUUUUUUAAUAAACAUUCAGAUAGCUUGCUGUAAAGUUUUAUAUCAUACAAAAUCUGUUACAUACAUAUUAUGAGAUGCUUCAGUUCAAAUAACAGUGCAGUAAUUCAUCUAUGCCUAAAAACCUGCUGAACAAUUAAAUGUCAGGUAUUGUACUUCUAUUUCUAGUGGCAGUUUACACAUUUUAAGUUACAUCAAGGGGAAGUCAAUAGUAUUGAAUCUUAAUUUGGUCCACUUUAUGCGUAAUUUCAAGGACUGUGCUCAUUUGAUUUAUUUAAGCAUGCAUUCUUAAACAAAAAGUCUUUAAAAAAAAAAAAAAAGUCAAGUGAUGUUUAUUUCCAUAAAAGGUAUUUACCCUGGAAGAAAGAAUUUAAAGUAAUGUAAAGUCUGUGUAAUUAAAAAAAAUAACAAAAAUUCAAUUUGUGAUUAUUUCCUUAAGUAAAAUAUACAAAUUGAGUUCACCUAUAAUCUAAUGGCAUUACUAAACUGGACAAACACAAUAAAUAUUAAUUGGCAGAAAUGUGCUUUUCUUUGUCCUUUUAUGUUUGAUAAAAUCAUAGAUGAUACUUUUUUCCUAUUUUAUGAUAGUUUUCUGGGAAAUUAAUAGGAAUAAAUUUUCUUUUGAAAUCUGGUAAGUGAAAUGCAAUGAGUGAAACCCAAGAUUUCUUUCAGGUUGGCAUAUUUUUCUUUUAAACUUUAAAAUUCAGUCAAUAUUGAAUCUUCAUUUUGAUUAUAUUGACAUGUAUAUGAAAAGCUCACAAUUUAUUUGGUCUUCAACCAUGUAUGUAGUGAAUUAGAUCGAUUGAAAUAAAUGUUCAAUGCUACGAUAUCAUCUGAGACUAUUCGAGACUUCCUAAUAUUAGAUCAUAUAAAGGAAAAAUAUUUGGAACUUAUAAUGAUGAAAACAGAACCAAUUUUAUAAGAAUCAUGUUAAAAAAAUUUGUAGUCUAAGAUAAUAACAUCGUGUGUGUCCAUAUACUGAACUAAAAAUUUACUGUAAUUAGAAUACUGAGCACAAAACUACUUUCCAGUUAAACACUGGGAAACAUGAAAAAUUUGUCUGACUUACCAUUGGCUUUUUGAAUUUGAUUAUUGGGAAAGCUGUGCUUUUGUUUCUUGCCGUAUCUUUUUUCUACUUGUUUAAAAAAGCAUUUCACUGGCAUAUAAAGAAAAAAACUUUAUAUUAACAUUCCUUUUACCCAAGUAGCUUGGUAAUAUGCAGCUUUGUAUAUUAUUCAAGCAUUCAAAAUUGAGUGUGCUUCUAUAUAUCUGAAUAUAUAGUAAGUAGACAUCGGCAGCACUUCUACAUUACUAUGAUGUGCCAUACAGUCGGGAAUGAGUCAGGUCCUUCCCUAUGUGCUACUUAUGUUUUCAGGUAGGUCCCUUCUGCUCCAUCUGAGAUGGUGGCAAUUUGGACAGUUUAUACAGAGUGGGAAGAACUGGGCUUUCUCAUCAUUUAAUACCCAUGUUUAGAGACAAUUAUGCCAGGAAUCAUUAAUGAAUAACUUCUGAUUUAUUGUAUGUGUGUGGAGGGGUCCCGAUCAUUCCCCUUAACCAUAAAAACAUAAACGUGCACUUUACAGAUAACCUGCAUACCAUCAUUUACAUUUUAGUUGAUUGUAUUUCAUCAUAUCAUAUCUUGUUUUGAUUACUGAAAUUUCAAAAAAUAACCUGAACAGUGCUAGUAUAAACAUUUCAAAAACAUACUAUUGAUAAUUAAAAUUCUUUUGGAAAAUAAGGACCAUUUUCAAGUGAUUCUAGGAUUAAUUAACUUUUAGAUGCAAAGUUACCUAAAAGCAUUACCCUCAAAAUCUUAUGUCAAGAGAUGUUAAAUUUUUAAAUAUUUGGCUUUUUCACACUUAGGUUAUCAUUUCCUAAUCAGUUUCACUUACAGAUACCUAUACAGUUGCUUUCUGCCCAUCUGUAUUUGGUUUGUUUUUUCAUUUAUCAAAUAGGGAGAUGUUUCUUGGUUUUUUAAACCUUACAAAUCGAAUGGUGGGGUAUCUAAACCACUAAAUAGACUUAACAAUCCUUAGCACAGAACAUGCCAUAUUACAACCAAUACAUUUUAUUUAAAAGUUUUCUUUGAAGAUAACUUGAUAUUUUUUCUUAAAUAAAAAAUAAAUGAUUCUAGAGGAGGCAUUCCAAAUGUAUGAAACAUAGGUAAAUGAAAAUAUCUGGAUAUUUCCAUGGUGAAAAAAAUGUAUCAAACAUACAUUAUAAAAAUUUAUUUCACAGGUAAGUUAAAACCUGUUGAGCCAUCAAAAAUUUUAAGAAAUCAAAUGUUUUCAGUGAAAUACUUUGAAUUCUUGACAGGCAAUAAUAAAAAGUGAAAUUUUUUGUGUUUCUUUAAUUUUAGAUUCAAUGCUAUUAACCACUCAGUCCUGCUUAUUUGUGUUCCCAGUGGAAAUCAGUAAAACUGUAGCACUGUUACAAUUAUGUGAUUUUGUGAAAUACAUCAGCACCACCAUGCCUAUGUCUAGCACUGUAUCUAGUAAAAUGUUGGAAAUACUUGACUUUUCUAAUAAAAGUAUCCUAACUAGCUAAAGAGAUUUACUUUCU